This is a messenger RNA of Dreissena polymorpha, 3744 nucleotides long. Its product is annotated as paraplegin-like. Gene Ontology annotation, molecular function: metalloendopeptidase activity; ATP hydrolysis activity; ATP binding. The transcript has 18 exons. Gene Ontology annotation, cellular component: m-AAA complex. Lineage: Eukaryota; Metazoa; Mollusca; Bivalvia; Myida; Dreissenidae. The record is from RefSeq and is a predicted model, not a curated record. Gene Ontology annotation, biological process: mitochondrial protein processing; protein-containing complex assembly. Bases 188 to 2674 code for a protein of 828 amino acids.
ACUACCCGAUCGACUUUACACUGAAAUGUUCAUCUUUUCAACCGGUUUAACCGUGAAACACUUACUUCGACCAAUUAAGCAUUUAAAAAAUAAAAAUGUCCGACUCCACAACAGAACACAAUAGUCGUUUACGUAAUUGCAGAAAAUUUUACUUUUGAAAGACAAAGUGUGAUUUAAGUAAAAAACAAUGACACUUUUGAAUGCAUAUAAUGUCCAACUACGCUGUGGACGAAAUAAAAUAUUUCUUCAGAAUGGAAACAUGCGCCAGAUUCAGUGUUUCUUGAACACUCGAACUGACAGAACUUCUAGAAAUGUCAUUAAGACCAGUAGACUCCUGAACAUGACAUACUGUCAGACCAGGUGUUUAAAAAGACAGCUCGAUAUGAUGACUCAAGCAACGCAGAUCGUUUGUGGAUCAAGAUUUUAUUGCUCUGCGCCGGACAAUCAGCCUAAAAAGGACACUGACAAGCCACCCAGGAAUGGCAGGAUUUUCAAGAUCAUUAUUCCCAGACCAGAGCUGUUUCUUGUUGCCUUCGGAUUGUUUAUCUUGUUUAUAACUUGGGAUUUAAACAGAGACGCUGCGAUUUCGUGGGAGGAAUUCAAAACAAAAUAUCUUCUAGAAGGAAGGGUGAAGAAAGUUUUUGUGAGGACUUAUUUCGAUGACCUUGAGGUUGCAUUUGUACAGUUGCAUCCUUUGGAGCAAAUUGUCCUGCCUGGAGAGCCUGACAAGGUGGCAGUGAGGAUGACAAAGGUUGGGGAUUUCCUUGGCAAGCUUCGAGACUUUGAAGCCGAAUACAAUGUGCCGCGGGGGGAACAGAUACCCUACCAGUAUGAGGACGCACGGUGGUUAAUCUUUUUUCAAAAGCUUGCUGUGUUCGCCAUCAGCCUUGGCCUAUUGGGAUUAUACUUCUGGUCAAAACGAUCCUUAAUGAAUCUACUCCCGCGUGCGACGAUGUUCAAGAAUGAACAAGAAUUCAAGGACUUUCUCAACAAACAGAGAGAGGGGAUGAAGGAGAUGAACAACACGUCCAAGGAAGCAUCACAGAAGACCCGCAAACCCAAAAUCAAGAGACCUGAAAAAAUAUCUGAGUUCAUGGACCUUUUUGAUGGUGACCAGUUUAGCAAGGCGGAGGAUGUUCUUGAGGGCAAGUUUAGUUUCAAGGACGUUGCAGGGCUGCACGAGGCCAAGAUUGAAGUCCAGGAGUUCAUAGACUACAUUAAAACACCAGAGAAGUUUGAGGAGAUAGGAGCACGGACGCCCAAGGGAGCCCUAUUGUUGGGCCCGCCAGGAUGUGGUAAAACACUUUUAGGGAAAGCAUUGGCAGGAGAAUGUGGUGUUCCAUUCUACUAUGCUGCCGGCUCAGAAUUUCUCAAGAUGAUUGGAGGUAUGGGAGCAGCAAAAGUGCGAAAGCUGUUCAGAGAGGCGAGAGAGGAUGCUCCCUGUAUCAUAUUUAUUGACGAGGUGGAUGCCAUUGGGAAGAAACGCGCUUCAGGGACCUCAGAUAUUGGAUCUGGGGCGGAGACGGACGCCGAUCAGACACUGAACCAGCUCCUGGCGGAGAUGGACGGAAUGAAGACCACACAGGGGGUGAUUGUCAUAGCAGCCACCAACAGGGCUGACACACUUGAUAAGGCAUUAAUGCGUCCAGGUCGGUUUGACCGGCACAUCACCAUAGACCUUCCCACAAUGAAGGAACGUGUGGAGCUGUUUGAGCUGUAUCUGAGGAAGCUGAAACUGAGCCUGCCUGUGUCGUCCCUGGCGCCCCGGCUCGCCCAGCUCACACCCAGAAUGAGUGGUGCAGACAUAGCCAACAUUUGCAAUGAGGCAGCCAUCCAUGCUGCCAGAGAGAUGAAGAAACACGUCCAUGCAUCUGACUUAAACUACGCCUGCGAGAGAGUUAUAGCAGGUCAGCCAAAGCUGUCCAAUCCUGUAUCCAUCCCUGAAAGGAAGGUGAUAGCCUAUCAUGAGGCAGGUCACGUACUGGUUGGCUGGCUGCUCGAGCACACAGAUGCCUUGCUCAAGGUCACAGUUGUUCCCCGUACAUCGGCUACUCUGGGGUUUGCCCAGUACGUGCCCAGGGACACUCGCCUGUACACCAAAGAUCAGCUGUUUGACUUCAUGGUGCAGCUGCUUGGUGGGAGAGCAGCAGAGGAUGUCAUGUUUAACAGUGUUACUUCAGGAGCUAAAGAUGAUCUAGACAAGGUCACAAAACUCGCCUAUGCUCAAAUAAAAACGUACGGCAUGAGCGAGAAAUUUGGCCUGUUGUCGUUUCCUGUUGAGAAUGAGUCGGGAUUGAAGUUUGGACCGAAGCCAUUCUCGAGGCGGACUGACCAGUUGCUUGACCAGGAGGUGCGAGUGCUGGUGGGGAAGGCGUAUCGCCAGGCUGUGGAUCUGAUCAACAAGAAUAAGGACAAGCUGCAUGAGUUGGCACAGCUCCUACAAGCCAAAGAAACUCUCCAGUACUCGGAGGUUGAGGCAUUACUUGGACCAUGUCCUUUCGGAAAGAAAGUGCCGGUUGAUCCAGGAGCGUUCUUCGAUGAAGACCUACAUGAGGAGAAAGCAGCCAAAGAGGAAGCGGACAAAAUAGCUGAAGAAGCUGCGAGAAAAGCAGAUGACAUUCCUGUCACACCUGUCAAACCUGGAGUAGUGCGCCAAAAGCAUAACAUUCGUUGACUCGUUGUUGUGAAUGUACUUAAUUCGGCAUAUAUUUAUUAAGGUUCUGAAUUGACUUUUCUCUUAGAUUUAAAAAGCGGAAUUGGAAUAUUUGGAAUAUUCCUUAUCCUUUUCGAAAAGGUGCUUGACAAAUGAACAUAAUGAAUUUAACCACGGUUUAUUUGUAUAUGUGUGAGUAUCUUCAAAUGCAUUUCCAUGUCAAAGCAACCUAAUAUAUAAUACAAUUAAAGAAUUGGUAAACAUUUUCUCAAUUGAACAUAGGGUCUUUAAAGAGUGUGCAUUAUAUUCAUUUGUACACUACAUGUAUACGGUAUUUAAAGAAGAAAAAUAUAAAAAUAUACCAAAAUUGGUGUUAUAUGAUACACUAUAAAAAAUUAUGUUAUGUUUUUUUUAUGGAAUUCAGUUAUUAUUUUGGAAAAAUGAUACACAUUUACAUUCGACCCAGUGCUGUAAAUGCCCUUACCGAAGCAAGCCUCUGUGGUGUACAUAAUGUGUAUUUGUUGUGUAUAUACUGUGAUCGUAUGUGUACACCAGAAGAGUACGUUUCAUGUACACAGCAUGCUGCAUACAUGCUGUGUACUUCUUUACAGAGUACACAGCAUGUACGCUGGAGGAUACUAGUACACAGCAAGUAUGCGACACACUGAUAGAAACUUCCAGUAGUACACCUCAUAUACACACUAGGGACUUGUACAAAUCCCUUCCUGCAGAUGAGUACACCUGAUCUUCACAGCAAAGAAAUAGAUUUUGCUAAUCGUACACCACAUGUUUACCCCAGGAAUUAAAAAACACUUUAGUCAGUACACUUUAUAUACACCGGAAUGACUUAUGAAAAUCUGCUUUGGACUUCAUCUUUGCAGUACACCAUAUAUACACAGCAAGAACUUCUAUAAUUUUUCAUCAAAAACAUGUGACAUUUGAAGAAAAUAUGGUUUGGGAAAAUAAUACACAUAGACGUAAUUCAUGCUACGAAUGUAGCACAUUUGAGACUAGUUUUACUUGUGUUACUUUUUGUUAUUUUGUUGCCUUUUGCUUCAAUAUUUUGUCAAGGAAUAAAGCAAUUAACAAUU